Messenger RNA from Salvia splendens (bonfire salvia), 895 nucleotides. RefSeq lists its product as uncharacterized. The transcript has 2 exons. Gene Ontology annotation, molecular function: S-adenosylmethionine-dependent methyltransferase activity. NCBI's taxonomy places the organism in Eukaryota, Viridiplantae, Streptophyta, Magnoliopsida, Lamiales, Lamiaceae. The coding region runs from base 79 to 855 and encodes 258 amino acids. The record is from RefSeq and is a predicted model, not a curated record.
UUAUUUGAAUCACAAAUUCGAACAAAUAAAAAAAAACACACAAAUUAUCCAAUUGAUUGGUGAACAACUACACCAACCAUGCUAUCGAUUGCCCAAAAAUGGCACUUAUCAUCACAUCCCCUUCCAAAAAUCUCAAGUGUUCUCAACCCCUCCGGCGAAAUUAAGCGCACCGUGCUGACGCCGGAGGGGCGGACGAAGCUGAACCCGUUGCCCGACCGAGAAUUCUACGCGUCCCCGCGGUUCGUGAAGCACGUGGACGAAAAAUUCAUAUCGAACCUGAGGGAUCUCUACGGCCAGAUUCUGAGACCCGAGAUGGAGAUUCUGGACCUCUGCAGCUCCUGGGUGAGCCAUCUGCCCGACGAGGUCGUGUACGAGAGAGUCGUGGGGCACGGGCUCAACGCACAGGAGCUCGCCAGGAACCCGAGGCUCAGUUACUUCUUCGUCAAGGACUUGAACAAGGAUCAGAAGCUGGAAAUGGAGGAUUCCACAUUUCAUGCGGUUUUGUGCACGGUUAGUGUGCAGUAUCUGCAGGAGCCGGAGAAGGUAUUUGCGGAGGUGUAUCGAGUGCUGAGGCCGGGCGGGGUGUUUAUAGUGAGCUUUAGUAACAGGCUAUUCUACGAGAAGGCGAUUGCAGCGUGGCGCGAUGGGACAGGGUAUAGCCGGGUGCAGCUGGUGGUGCAAUACUUCCAAUGCGUGGAGGGCUUCACCCAACCUCAAGUUAUUCGAAAACUGCCAAAUGCAGAACAGGGCAACUCCUUUUUCAGCCAAAUUGCAGGCAUCUUUGGGUUGUUAUCUGGAUCAGAUCCUUUCUAUGCAGUCAUAGCUUAUAAAAAUUUCAAACCUAUAUAUGAAUGACAACUUGUUUGAUUGGAAUAAAAGUUGUGUUGGUGUGCAA